This is a messenger RNA of Seriola dumerili (greater amberjack), 3215 nucleotides long. Its product is annotated as 1-phosphatidylinositol 4,5-bisphosphate phosphodiesterase delta-1-like. Lineage: Eukaryota; Metazoa; Chordata; Actinopteri; Carangiformes; Carangidae. The record is from RefSeq and is a predicted model, not a curated record. Gene Ontology annotation, molecular function: calcium ion binding; phosphatidylinositol-4,5-bisphosphate phospholipase C activity. The transcript is spliced from 15 exons. Bases 289 to 2616 code for a protein of 775 amino acids. Gene Ontology annotation, biological process: phosphatidylinositol-mediated signaling; lipid metabolic process.
GCUUUCUAAACUGCUCUUUUCCCAGAGACAUCCGAUGAAAUGACUUUAAAAUACCAGCAUGUAGCAUAAACCUGACAGAAGUUUUGAACCAGCCCCUCUUGCCGCUGCAUGCACACAUGUUGAGUAAGUACGUGGUUGGCUGUCAGCUGACCGCCUUGAGAGGAGUCCUGACAAAUAUGAGAAGUGAACUUUGAGUGCGGCAGUAACACGCCCUCUCACACAACUGGUCGGUCCCGGCGCCUUGUGAACAGUCUGGUAGCGUUUCAGCUCCGGGGUCCUGAAGGCAUCAUGCAAUGCUUGAAAAGAGAAGCAAAACUCACCAGAUCUGAGGAAUUAGUCCGCAAUGCCAGGAGCCAGAAGGCGAUACAAUUGAGCUCAAAGCUCCUAGGUUUGGAGGGCGAUCUGGACCUCCAGUUCCUCCUGCAGGGGGGAGAUCUUCUCAAGGUCCGUUCCCCAUCCUGGAAGAAGACCCGCUACUUCAGACUCCAGGAAGACUGCAAGACCAUAUGGCACGAAUCCAAGAAAUACUUCAUGAGGAACCAGACCUUCACACUUGACGAUAUCUCUGCGGUGAGAAUCGGCCGCCAGUCGGAAGGUUUGAGGAAGUACACAGAGGAGCAGGUGGAGGGCCGCUGCUUCUCCAUCAUGUUCAAGGGCCGCCGCAAGAACCUGGACCUCAUCGCCAGCUCGGAGGAGGAGGCCAAGCAGUGGGUCAGCAGCCUGGAGAAAUUGAUCUCCAAACUAAACAACCUCAGCUGCCAGAAGAAGACAGAGCACUGGAUCCUCAGCUGCCUGAGGAAAGCAGACAAGAACAAAGAUGAGAAGCUGAGUCAUUCAGAGGUCAAGAACUUCCUCCGUCUGAUCAACAUCGAAGUCGACGACGACUACGCAGAUAUGCUGUUCAAGGAAUGUGACAAAUCAAACUCUGGAUACCUGACUGGAGAGGAGAUCGAACAUCUGUAUGAGCUGUUGACCCAUCGGGAGGAAAUCGACGUUAUCUACGGAGAGUACGCUAAAACCACCGGCUUCAUGAGUCCUGAAAACCUAGUGGACUUCCUGAUGAAGGAACAGAGGGAGAAACUUACGCUGACAGACGCAAACAACAUUAUCGAGAAGUACGAGCCGGAUGAAAAUGUCAAGCAGAAGAAGCUGCUGUCCAAAGAUGGCUUCCUCAGGUACAUGCAUCAGCCAGAGGCCCUGAUCCUCAAUUCAGAUCACAAGGAGCUGCACCAGGACAUGAGCCAGCCCCUCAAUCACUACUUCAUCUCCUCCUCACACAACACCUACCUCAUGGAGGACCAGCUCAAAGGGCCCAGCAGCACAGAGGCUUAUGUCAGGGCUCUGCUGAAGGGCUGCCGCUGCGUAGAGCUGGACUGCUGGGACGGAUCGGACGACGAGCCGGUGAUCUACCACGGCUACACACUCACCUCGAAGAUCCUCUUCAAAGACGCCAUCAAAGCCAUCAAGGAGUACGCUUUCAAGACGUCCGACUUCCCGGUGAUCCUCUCCCUGGAGAACCACUGCAGCGUGGAGCAGCAGCAAGUCAUGGCCCACCACAUGAGCUCCAUCCUGGGCAGUGCACUCGUCACCUCUCCCCUGGGGGAGGGCAUGCCCACAGAGUUCCCCUCUCCUGAGGAAUUAAAGGGGAAGUUCCUCGUCAAAGGGAAGAGGUUAAACAAACUGGAAACCAUCUUUGCGUCUGAGGCAGCAGCGGCUGAUGACACCGACGUGACGGAGGAGGAUGAGUCAAAUGAUGAGGACGAACAGAAGGAGGAAGAGAAAAGCAAGAAAAAGAAGCUGAAGCUGGCGAAGGAGCUGUCGGACAUGGUGAUCUACUGUAAGAGCGUCCACUUCCACGGCUUUGAGGACGCCAGAACAAACCAGAGCUUCUACGAGAUGUCGUCCUUCAAGGAGGGAAAGGCCGUGGAGCUGGCAGAGGAGUCGGCGAAUGCCUACGUCCGUCAUAAUGUGGACAAGCUGAGCCGCAUCUACCCAGCAGGCUCCAGGACCGACUCAUCCAACUACAACCCAGUGCCCCUGUGGAACGCCGGCUGCCAAAUCGUGGCCCUGAACUUCCAGACGACCUGCACAGACAUGGAUGUGAACCAGGGAAGAUUCCUGGUGAACGGGAAGAGCGGCUACAUCCUGAAACCAGCCUACAUGAGAGACACAGCCACAGACUUUGACCCCAUCACUCUGACGCGAGGAAACUGGCUGAAGCACAAAACGCUCCAUAUCAUGAUUAUAUCGGCCCAGCAGCUCCCCAAAGUGAACAAGAAGAAAUCCUCCAUAGUGGACCCGCUGGUUAAAGUGCAGAUAUUCGGAGUCCCGGCUGAUGUCGCUGAGAAAGAAACCAGUCCUGUUGAAAACAAUGGGUUCAACCCUGCGUGGAAUGAAAACUUCCAGUUCGAUGUGUAUGUGCCAGAUCUGGCACUACUGCGCUUCUUGGUGGAAGACUACGACUCGACGUCCGAUAACGAGUUUGUUGGACAGUUCACACUUCCAUUCAACAGCUUAAAAAUGGGAUACAGACAUGUGCCUCUGCUCAGUAAGAACGGAGACCGUCUCCCCUCAGCCGGACUCUUUGUGCACGUCAUGGUCCUCGAUGCUGAGUGAGACGUCACUGCCUGACAUACGGACACUAGGACCUCCAUUACACACUCUUGUCUUAGCUAUUUUUUAAUUAGAUUUUAUAUUGUUUUUCUUUUUUUUUUGUGCUCUGUAGUUUUAGUUCAUGAUUAACUUAUUGGCUUCAUUCCAGAAGUUUGACCAGCUAGUGUAAAAGUUAGACUACAUUCUUCUCAAAAGUGAGACAAAAGUGCCACUUAAAACUAAAGGUCUCCAACUGCACGUGGAGCUGGGUGUCAACACGCCGACACUGCACAAACACACUAGGUUUACUGGAUUUUAUAAGACUCUUGAUGAUGAUGUGACAUUAUACAAACUGUUUUAAUUGGUUUGUAUUUGUUGCACUAGUGUUGAACCACAGCUUGUGUCCCUCAUCUUUGGUCAGUUAAUGUAUUGUCUAUUUAAAUCUUUUUAUUCAAAUGUCCAUUUUAUGAAUUCUGGAGAAACAUAAGCCAAUAUAAAAACUAUGUGCUUCGUCUUCAUCAGUAAUUGUAGUCAUCAAGUAUGAUUAUUUUACAUGUAACAUCAUCAUGACAGCUUCUUUUUGCUAUCUUUUUAUAAUCAAGAUGAAGAUAAAAAAUUUAAAC